Lithohypha guttulata is the source of this 1530-nucleotide messenger RNA. RefSeq lists its product as uncharacterized. Gene Ontology annotation, molecular function: transmembrane transporter activity. NCBI's taxonomy places the organism in Eukaryota, Fungi, Ascomycota, Eurotiomycetes, Chaetothyriales, Trichomeriaceae. Gene Ontology annotation, biological process: transmembrane transport. The transcript is spliced from 4 exons. Bases 1 to 1530 code for a protein of 509 amino acids. The record is from RefSeq and is a predicted model, not a curated record.
AUGGCUGAACAGGUGCCUGCAUUGCAUGUCAACCCCAUGGCUCCUGGAAGCUCGUUCUUCUGCCUGGAAUCAUGGCUCUAUGCUGUGGUCAGCCCUGUCUAUCCAACAGCCUUACGCGACCGGUUCGGCGUCAAACCUGAGGAUGUUCAGAACUGGGUCGAUUGGCUCUUCGGAAUCGAAGCUGCUGGACUGAUGGUCAGCUCUCCAAUAUUCGGGUACAUAUCUGACCGGAUCGCAAAACGAAAGAGACUCCUUGUCUGGAGUACUGUGGUACUUCUGGGUGCACAUGCCAUGCAGUGUUUUGCCAGACACAUGGCUCUCCUCGUGCUUGGCAGGUUUCUCCAAGGCGGCUGCGCAGGCGUGGUCUGGUGCAUAGGCCUAGCGCUUGUGGCAGACACAGCCGAAUCAAACAGAGUUGGUCAGAUGUUAGGCUACGCCUCAGCUCCCUAUUCUGCGGCUGUCGCCCUGGGACCAGUCCUUGGUGGUAUCAUCUAUGAAAAAGCUGGGUAUUAUGCUGUAUUCGGUCUUGGCUUCGGUCUGAUCGGGUUACAAUUGGUCUUGCUGCCUCUGCUCAUCGAAGAAAAAGAUGUGAAGCAACGGGGUCAGAGAAAUGGUUCUAGUGACUCAGAGCUUGUGUCCCAAGUUCAGGUUGUGGAAAAGCCUGAGGUCAAGAAAGUGCCAACCACACGCUCUAGGAAGAUCGAAACAGGUGUGUUCUCGAUACCGCUUGGGGACGACCUGCAUCCGACUACGUCAAAGGAAAGCACCUUAUCCGCAUCGCAGCCAUCUGGUGAUCGGUGGUCGACGUCUUCUCUCCUGAGUUCUGGCAGGUCAAUCAAGAGACGAAUAUCGAAGUCUCCGCUGUGGAUCCUCAUCAAGUCUCGUCGACUGCAAGCAACCUGUCUGGCAAACAUUGUCACUGCUAUGAUCCUUGCUAGCUUCGAUGUGACCUUGCCUCUCUUCGCGGAAGAAAUCUUUGCAUGGACACCACUUGGGAGUGGACUUCUGUUUCUGGCGCUGGCAGUUCCCACCGUCCUUCAGCCGCUUUGGGGACGACUGGCUGACAAGUAUGGUACACGUUUUCCAGUCUUCACUGGCCUCUUGCUUUGUGUCGCACCAUACGCAUGCUUAAGACUGGUCAAUCACAAGUCAGUGGCACAAGUGGUUGCCCUGUGUUCUCUUCUCUUCUUCAUUGGCUUGGGUGCUUCACUCUCUCUGGCAGCCACCAUGGCAGACUUCUCAUGCGUCGCGAACGAAAAGGAGAGAAAGAGUCCAGGCUCAAUGGGUAAGACCGGGGCACUGGCUCAAUCAUAUGUACUCUUCAACACUUCGUGGGGUAUUGGGGAACUGGUAGGGUCAAACAUCGCAGGUAUCAUGCGUCAAGGAAACGGCUGGGGCAUUAUGGGCUGGUGUUUUGCCGCAAUAUGUGGCGCGGGAGCCAUUAUCGCAUUACUGUGGUGUGAGGGCUGGAUCGUCGACAAUGCAAGUAGAAGGCAGCGUGAGAGGAAGGAAGCAUAUUCGAGUGCUUGA